UAAGCAAAAGUCGGUCGCUCCUAUGUAGAGUACAAUUUAGUACUUCUAUGGAAAGCGACAGUGACUUGCAGUUAUGUAUUUGACUUCAAAUCACAUUUUGGCGAUGAUGGCAAAAUCCCAAGACCUGCAAGUAGGUCAAGUGAGGUAUCACAAAAUGCUUCUAUGCCAAGUGAUCAUCAUUUUGCCCCUUACCGCUUAUACAUUCCCUUUCAUCAAUAUCCAGUUGUGCUAAUCUAAUGAGUCUUGGGAGGUAUGAGAUUGUUGGAUCUGACAAUACUUGCACCAACGUUCAUCUUUCAGUCUAGAGGACCCUUCUCCACAAUUGUGAUGGGGCGACAGUUAGACUUUGGACCUCAAUUGGGAUUAGUUGAUUGUCAAAAAUCCUUGAGUACCGCCGAUAACCCACUAAAAUAUGCACGUACCAUGGCGGGGUAUUGACGACACCCCACCA
Messenger RNA from Botrytis byssoidea, 451 nucleotides. RefSeq lists its product as uncharacterized. The transcript has a single exon. The record is from RefSeq and is a predicted model, not a curated record. NCBI's taxonomy places the organism in Eukaryota, Fungi, Ascomycota, Leotiomycetes, Helotiales, Sclerotiniaceae. The coding region runs from base 253 to 438 and encodes 61 amino acids.